GUUCCGCGCCUCGCGGCCGUCACGUCAUGUCGUCGUUCGGCCAUCUUUAUCUCACUUAUCUCAGGUGUUUUAAGCCUCCGAAAUUCCCUCGCAAGGCGAAAAUUUACGACUCUUAAAGAGAUUUUGGCGGACGCGGACUUUAUCAGAUUUAUCAGACGAUACAGUGCGGCGGCCGGCCUCUGUCGUUUUUUCCAACAAAAAAACUUUGUUAUUGUGUUCAGUCGGUUUAAACGUGCACGCUCUUAAUUGGAACAAACGGCCGUAACGGGUAGCUGUUCAGCUGAAAACGUGGGUGGUCGUGAAAAUGUGUUGGACGUUCGAUUUAUAAAAAGUUCCGUGGGUGACGCGCCGAGGUGACUGACACCUCGGUUACGCAGAUUCUGCCAAAAUGACUUCCUUAGACGAAUUCGUCGUCUCUACUGCAUGGCUUGCAAAGGUGUCGGGGGCAGCGCGCGGGCGCGAGCGUAAUGCGGCGCCGGCGUCCCACGCCCAUGGAGGUCGGCUAGCGGCGCGCGCCCCCCCGCCCCGCCACCCCGCUAUGGACCUGGCUGACACCCCGAGACACCGACCCAUGGCCUUCGAUAAGAUGGAAACUCUUAUAAAGGAGAUGCAAGAUCCUGAAACGGGAGUGCCUGUAAGAAGUCAAAAACUCUUCCUCACUUACAUCCCUGCUGCCUUUAUGGGUUACGAUCUUAUCGAAUGGCUCAUGGAACGGUUUAAUCUUGAUGAAACUAGCAAUGGUGAGUUUGAUAACUUUGAAGCAAUAAAUUUAGGCAAUCAACUUUGCCAAUAUGGCUACUUCUUUCCUGUCAACGACUCGAAAAACCUUAUCUUGAAAGAUGAUUCUUCUCUUUAUAGAUUUCAAAGUCCCUACUACUGGCCGUGGCAAGCGCCCAAGGCGGCGGGCGCGGGCGUGCCGUCCAUCGCGCCCGACAACCUAGAGUACGCCAUCUACCUGGUGAAGCGCACGCUGCGGAACAAGCAACGCCACGGCCUCGAGGAGUACGAGGCGGAGGCGCUCGCCAACCUCAAGAAGAACCUGGCCGGGAAGUGGGACUUUAUCACUAUGCAGGCGGAGGAGCAGGUGCGUCUAGCCAAAGAGCGCAAGAAGAACGACAAGGUGGUAGCCGACAGCCAGGAGCGGGCGUAUUGGCGCGUGGCGCGGCCGCCGCCCGGCUACACGAGUGCGCUGGAACACUGCCCCGUGCCCGUGCGCGCGCGACACGCCACGCAGGCUAGACGCAAGACGCCGCAGCAGCUCACGCGAGAGAUCGAGCACCUGAAGGCGAGCCUGGACCGCACGCGGGUGAAGACCUCCAUUGCCCUGGAGGCGCUUCUUGCCUACUCGGAGACCUUCGCCCCCUACGACCCGUGGCUCACGCCGCCGCUGCCCUCCAACCCCUGGGUCAGCGAUGACACGCUGUUCUGGCAGAUCAACAGUCCUCUCGUGGACGUGCCAAGCGAGAAGCGCGUGCAACGCUGGGCGCUCUCCAUCGAGGAGCUGGUGGCGGACCCCACGGGGCUGCAGGAGUUCACCAGCUUCCUGCGCAAGGAGUACUCUCAUGAGAACAUACGGUUCUGGCUGGCGGUCAUGGAUUUGAGGAGGAGCAGCACGAAACAGAUACCGGUUAAGCUGCAGGAGAUCUAUCAAGAGUUCCUAAAACCCGGCGCGCCGUGCGAGAUCAACAUCGACGGCGCGACAGCGGAGCGAGUGGCCGAGGGGCUGCGGACCGGCUCGCGGUACGCACUGGACCACGCCGCCGACCAUGUCUAUGGACUACUGUUGAAGAAGGACUGCUACCCGCGGUUCAUACGCUCCGACCACUUCCAGAGGCUGUUGGCUGAAGGACGGAACGUGCAUCAGAAGAAGGCCAAAUUCUUCAACUUCGGCGGGCAAGUCAAGAAGAAGCCCAUCGGGCCGGCCACAGUCUCCGCCCCGGGGCUGGCCCGGAGACGCGGCUCCGAGCGCUCGCUGUCCGGCUCGGCCCACGAGCUGGCGGUGGCCGCCGCCGCGCCGCCCCGCGCGCCGCCGCCGCCCCCCCACUCGCAUUCGCAGGCUGACCUGCAUCAGAUACCCAGGGAAGGCGAGGACGACAGUGCGGACGUGAUGCCGUGGGAGGUGGGGGCCCGCGAGGCGGGGGGGGCGGGGCGGCGGCGCCAGGACUCCGCCGCGGACUCCGGCAGCUCCUCGUCCGACCUGAGCGCCGUGGCGGGGGCCGCGGGGGCGGGCGCGGGGGGCGCGGGGGAGCGGCGCCGCCUGCCGCAGCAGAGCACGCUGGACGGCGGGCUGCGGGGCGCGCCGCCGCCGCUGCGCCGCCUGUCCGCCGUGGAGCCGCGCCACCUCGCGCCGCUCGCCUCGCCGCCCGCCUCCCCGCGCGCCGCCCCCCCUGCCGCGCCCGCGCCCGCCCCCGCGCCGCUGCGCCCCACGCCCACCAUCAGCGUGAGCUCGGCGCCCGCGUCCCCGCCCGCCUCGCCGCCCGCCUCGCCCCCGCACUCGCCCGCCGUGUCCGACGAGCCGUCGUCCGUGUUCGCGUCGGCCGCCGCCACGCCCACGCACCCCGCGGAGCCGCCCGGGGCAGGGCCAGUGACAGAGACAGUGCCGCGGCCCCCGUCCGUGGACGAGCCGCCCGGGCCCGCCCCAGUGCUGGCCCGACAAGCAUCAACGAUUAAAGAAAUAAGUCCGGCCUCAAGUACGCUAACUAGUAGCGAAAUCGGUGAUCUUCCAGAGAGUUCUCGUGAGACUGAGGACGUCGCGUCGACGUCGUCGGCGCAGCGCACGCCGCUGGGGGCGGAGAGUGCGCCAGCGGAGGCCCCCGCGGCCUCCCCCGCGGUGCCCCCGCCCCCGGCGCCUGUGUCCCCGGCCCCCGCGCCCCCCGCGCCGGCGCUCGUCGUGUCCGCGGCCGAGGCGGCGCCUGCGGCGGAGAGCGGCCCGCUGCAGAGCCCGCAGCCGGCCGCCCCCGCCCCUGCGCCCGCGCCCGCCCCCGUGGCGCCUCUAGCCGAGUGCGAGGACACGGUGGAAGACGAGCCCGUGGAGAGAGUGCUGACGCCGACGAUGCUGCGGCACCCGUCCGCUCAGUCGGCCGAGCCCCGGCCGCGGCCGCCGCCCGCGCGCACGCCGGUGGCUCUCGUGCGGCCCACCGUCGCCGUGCCCCUGCCUCGUGAGGGAGACGGGCCGCGUAACGACGUCUGUCCCUGGGAGGACGAGAACUCUUGUGAGAGUGAAGCUCCAUUUGUUAAAACUUAUGCAACGCUGGGUUACUUAUAAUUUACGUAUUACUAGGUGAAUAUCAAUGAUAUUUACACGAUUUGCAGGUAUUUACCUACACGUGAUUUAGUUUAGUGGCUCGCUUCAUAUGCUCGUCCGGGUAGCACGGUGACCUAGAUAGGUACCGAAAUGACGGAUAGACGAUGCUUUGAAGAUAUUGAAAGUUAUAGGGUCGUCAGUAUUUGGUUCUUCAGCGAUUCUGAACUGAUAUUUCACAAUAUAAGUAUUUAACGUCACAAUCGUGAUUGACGAACGAAUAGAGCAGCGGUUAGUAAGUCGGUUUGAAUCCCAACCGGGUCAAAUAUUUGUAUAUACACAUAAUAUUUGCAUGUCGUGGAUAUUUUGUCGUGGGUGAUGCAACCCACCUGCCAAUACGCUUAAGAUUAUGGCAAUAACCCUCCAACUUUGAAGGAGGCCCAUAUCCCUCUGUGCCUAUAGUGGAGUUAAGAGCUAUGUAUGUGUGUGUGUGUUUGAGUGUAUGCGCGUAUUUACCCACCCUGGUGUUGUUCACAAAAAUAUAUUUUUGGUGAUAACACCGCUGCCGAAUUGUGCUGUGUUACGGAUAGUAAAAAUAACAAAUUAUUUUUAUCGUUAAUAGUUGUUACAGUUGUUAGGUAAGUAAAUACAAGUUCAAACAGUUGAGCAGAUGUUGCAGUUAGCUUCUGACAGUCCACGUUGGUUGAUCAACAGCUCCGGCACUUGUCAGCUCAUCAGGUAUUUGCGUGACUGAGAUUAUACAAUACAUUUUUAUUUUCGUUUUGGGGUUUAUGCGGGAGACAUUAAUAUUAGUUUGUAUCUUUGCCCAACCCCAUAUUGUAUGGUGUUCUUUGAGAUUCGCGUUUAGGUUGAGUGGUGGUGGUGGAUUCGAAGAAAUGCACUUCCUAUCGACCACCGCAAAAGAGAUAAAAUAUAGCUGGUAAAAUAACUAUUAACUCGCCAGGUGGCACCCCUUAGCUAAAUCACGUGUAAGUCGUCUUGCUAAACUUAAAUUUCAACGAUAUUUACGUGGCUACUAGAAAAAAUAUCUGCGAUAUUUACAUAGAUAGAUAGGUAAAUAUCAACGAUAUUUUCAGACACAAAUAUAGAAAAACAGAUAAAUAAUUUAAUUUUGUAAUUAGUACUGUGUUUAAUUAAUACAGAUUUAGUGUUUAUUAUUGUAAUUAUAUGAAUAUUUUAAAGUAAAUAAUGACCGUUAAUUAUUAGAAAA
Plutella xylostella (diamondback moth) is the source of this 4472-nucleotide messenger RNA. RefSeq lists its product as uncharacterized. Gene Ontology annotation, biological process: G protein-coupled receptor signaling pathway; positive regulation of GTPase activity; regulation of G protein-coupled receptor signaling pathway. Lineage: Eukaryota; Metazoa; Arthropoda; Insecta; Lepidoptera; Plutellidae. Gene Ontology annotation, cellular component: neuron projection; plasma membrane; cytoplasm. The record is from RefSeq and is a predicted model, not a curated record. Gene Ontology annotation, molecular function: GTPase activator activity.